UACACUCUCUCGAGUCUCUCUCUCCAUGAAAGAACCGCCUUCUCUCCCCCGCCUCCGGAAGAAACCCUCCGCCGCCGCCGGCAGCCCGUCAAGAAAGCUCAAGCUCGUCUGCAGCUUCAAUGGCGCCCUCCAGCCCCGCCCGCCGUCCGGCGACCUGCGCUACGUCGGGGGCGAGACCCGCAUCGUCUCCGUCGACCGCGGCGUCUCCUUCUCCCGCCUCGCGUCCAAGAUCGCCGACCUUUGCCCCAGCAUCCCCCGGGGUUCUCCAUCAAGUACCAGCUCCCCCACGCCGACGCCGGCGCCGGCGCCGGAAAAGGCGGCGGCGGGGACGCGCCCCUGGUCUCGGUCGCCUCCGACGACGACGUCAGGUGCAUGAUCGAGGAGCACGACAGGCUCGAGGCGCGCGGUAAGCACGCGAGGCUCUGGGUCUUUGUUCUUAGCGACGGUAGCGAUGGCAAAAAGGUCGUCCAGACGGUGGGGCUCGGGAAGGAUCGUGAUGCGCGGGGGGGUUUGUGUGGAGAGAAUGAGAUUUCGGGUAGGAGAGGGUUGGAGGGUUUCAAUGGUUGCGGAUUCGAGGUCCAGAACGGUCAGGAGGCCCGAUUUCGUGGCAAUUGGGUUGGUUGCGCGGUCGUUAAGAAUCCGCUGAAUGGUGUUGCCGGGACGGGAUUUCGUGAUGAUCCUGUUAGGAAUAUGGGGUGGAACGAGCCAAUUCUCGUGAAACAAUUGGCUGUUUACAAUAAUGUUCGAGAUGUUUUAAAUACAAACAUGGAAUUUUCCGCUCGCCGGGGGCGCGUGAAGUACGACCGGUCACCUGCUUGUUUGGCUUCUGGACCCCAAGCCCCAAUGGACCUGUUGGACCGUGUAAAAGUGGGCACGCAUUGUCCGGGCAGUGACAGUCGUUAUAAUCUUGUUCAAUUUUGGGUAGCACGCCCACGCCCCCUAACUCCAAGAAAUGGGAAUCUUCCAGUGCAAACAUAUGUAACUGCGCAGAUUUUGUCAAGGAAAUGUAGCCACGAGUUGGGGAUCUGCAAAGGAUGCUUGAGUCAUUAUAUUGCCGUACCCCAGGAUCCAAUGCAAUGGGGCAAUCCCGCAGUGGUUUUGAACAGUGAAAGUGUUAAUGCUCCGAAAAACUUGAGAAGGAUUGAGGCGGGGUUGCACAGUCAUUUGAACAGGGAAAACAUUGUACCAUCACCUCGCACCAAUCCACUCACCAGAAGAAGUUAUACUGAAGAGCCUUCAGCUGUGGCUGGCAGGGCAUGGGGAGCAAUGCAGAGCAGUAACCACAGCCAUAGAUCUGGGGCAUCUGAUGCAAGAUAUCAGAGGGUUCAUCCAUAUCAUGUUCGAAAUCAUCGCUAUAAUCCAGCUGAGAUGAAGAGCUAUCUAGCUGUUAAAGCUGAACCGAGGCUCUCAUUUGGAAAAAGUUGUCCUGGUCUCAAGCCUGUUUCUAAUAUGUCAAAGUAGGAGCAGUUCACAAGAACACAUCAGGCAGAGCACAAGGCAUGGACUGGAUUUUAUAACUGUUUGUCGAAUGGAAGCGUGAAUUUGAUGAACUCCUAUUUGAAUUGUGAAAAUCCUUGCAUUUAUGCUCAAGGUGUGGAUGGGAAGCCAGCUGUGCAUCACAAUUCCAUAUGUUGAUCGACAUGCCUAGAGGUGAUGGAUGCUCGAGAAGAUAUCCAAUCCGCAUUAAAUGCAUAUAAGAACACUGUAAUACAUCAAACCUUCCCUGAAAAUUUCCUUAAUGGGUCAAAAUGUGAUUCUAACAUAUACAAGAAACCACCUCCUAUGGAUCCUUUGGAAAGUUCUGACUUUUGCCUCUUGCCAAGUGACAGCAAACAUAGUGACAGCACAGGCAUGAGAUGCAAUGGCAAGUAUCCCAGUGGAUCAAUGGGCAUUAACUUGUCAAGCUAUAAUAAUAACAUUUCUUCAUCAGUUGAUCUGUCAUUACACCUCUCAUUGUCAUCACCCAAAGAUGUGGAACUAUCUGCACAUUCUUCUCAUGCAACAAGCGACAUUUCUAAUGCUUUGACCAAGCCACAAACCAAGUCUAUAGAUUUGAUGGAGUUUAGCACGGGCCCACAACUUGAUGAAUCAAAUGGAGUUCAAUCUGAUUAAUCUUCAGAGGAUGUCCCUAAGGUGGAAAAAGAUCAUGUUUAUGAAGAUAAUCCGGAGGAACUUUCAUCAGGUUUAAGCAUUGAUGACAAGGAAAAGUUUAAAGGGAGUCCCAAGUGCUCUAAAAUAAUUGGUGGCAUCUCAACAGACUUGACCGCUUUUUAUGCACACCUCACUUCUCAAGGGCUGCAGACUAUUAGAACUACAGAUGUAGAAUGUAUAAAAGAACUGGGAUCGGGUACAUAUGGGACUGUAUACUAUGGGGAGUGGAAGGGAUCUGACGUUGCGAUUAAGAGGCUAAAAUCCUGUUGCUUCACAGACGGUGCUGCUCGGGAAGAUCGUCUGCACUGGAUGUAAGUUUUACUACGGAGAUAUAGAGUUCGCUGUGGGUAAAUCCAGCCAUCGAAACACCACCAUGUUUAUUCAUGGGAAUUUCACUUAAACAGCUUAUCAACUUCCAAGGAAUUCUGGUAGGUUCGAUAACUUACUUCAUAAUGUCGGUCUGCAUGGUUUUUUGUAUUUUGUCAUAAACUUUAAGUAGCUAUGUGAACUUCUAAAACAAGAUAUACAGGAUCAUUAUUUGGAAUUUUGUUGAAUAGCUUGGCCUAAAUAAGUAAAUGAAUGAUGAAAUACUGAUGCUUACAUCCCAUAUUCUCGGCCUCCAUUAGUCACAUUUAUCUAUCAAAAUCCAUGACUAGAUUGAUCUGCCAAUUGUAAUGGAAUUGAAGCUUUAAAACAAAAGAACGUUUGAUCAUGGUAUGUUUAUGGACUUUGCCUUGAACAUGUAAUGAAUAAGUUUCAUUUUCAGGUCAUUGGAAAAAGAGGCUGCUCUGGCUGAUCAUAACCAUUCCUCUAGUUGUAUUUGUCAUUUCAGCCUUCGUCGUUAUCUCAAGAUGGAAAAGCUACACCUGCAUAGGAACUGAAUCUACUCAUAAGCAAAAAUACGGUUCUUUUCUUUCUUUUUCUUUUUCUUUUUCUUUUUUUUGACCCAUUUCUCUCUGAACUGCUUGAUUCUUGAAGCAGCAUGGAAUGUGAAAGAAACAGACACAAAAAGGAGCCUGGAGUUGCUCCUGAUCCAACUGGACUCUGAUGUCUCAAUGGAAAAUCAAGACAAGCGCACUAGGUAUAUUGCUGGGGCCUGAAAUUGCUGUGAAAGGACUUUCUAGGAAGUCUGGACAAGGGCCAGAGGAGUCCAAGAAUGAGGUUCAGUUAGUUUCAAAGCUCCAGCACAGAAAUCUUGUCAGAUUGCUAGGUUGUUGCAUUGGGAGAGGAAAAACUCCUGAUCUACGAGUACAUGGCCAACAAAAGCUAGAUUCCUUUCUUUUCGGCAUUUGAUAAAACUUUUCUGAUCAGUUGACACUUCGGCAUUUGUUAAAACUUUUCUGAUCAGUUGACGCUAGCAAUCAUGUGUCCCUUGGAUUUAAACUGCUGGUGCAGAUCCUCACAAAAAACUGCUUCUGGAGUGGAAGAGAUGUGUAUAUAUCAUCGAAGGAUAACUCAAAACCUUCUUUAUCUGCACCAGUAUUCUAGAUUAAGGAUAUCCAUCAUGAUCUGAAGACCAGCACCAUUUUGUAGGAUUAAGGCAUGAACCCAAAAAUAUCAGACUUCGGGAUGGCGAGAAUUUUUUGAGAGAAUGAAGUGUGGGCAAAGACCACUAGGGUUGUCAGGACAUAAAGGUAUAUGUCUCCAGAAUAUGCUGUGCAUGGCCUUCCCUCUAUGAAGUCUGAUGUAUUCAGCUUUGGAGUGAUUAUGCUGGAGAUCAUUAGCGACAGAAAGAACACAAUCUUCACUCAUUUGAAUUACUCUCUAAACCUGCUAGGAUAACGCUUGGGAAUUGUGGAAAUCUGGAGGAGGGGUCAAGUUAAUGGACUUUAUUUUAACUGAUCCGUCUUCCGUAAGAGAGUUCCCUCAAUGCCUCCACAUUGCGCUGUUGUGCGUACAAGAGCAUCCAGAAGAUAGACCAAACAUGACAGAAGUCGUUUCAAUGCUAACUAAUGAGAGUUCCAAUUUGCCUUUGCCGAAACAGCCGGCAUUUUCUUCACAUGUUGGUUAUCGUGGUUCACAAGAGAAGCCAGAUUGCUCGUCAAUUGAACUGCUUAUGGAGCACCAUCAUUCAACUAGUUGUCCUGAUUUUUUGUUCUCCUCCAGUUUUCCUCGUUGUGGUUAAUCAGUAGGAAGAAACAUACUUUAGAUUCAUUUUAUGCUGUGAAUCAAAGCGUGGAUCCUUUUACGUGUUGUUCAUCUGACAGAGACCUUCACGGUGUAUUAUGAAGCCAACAAGGGUGUUGAAAC
Molecule: messenger RNA, 4401 nt
Organism: Eucalyptus grandis
Lineage: Eukaryota; Viridiplantae; Streptophyta; Magnoliopsida; Myrtales; Myrtaceae
Exons: 8
Coding region: 373-1461 (362 amino acids)
Source: RefSeq, a predicted model, not a curated record